Apodemus sylvaticus (European woodmouse) is the source of this 723-nucleotide messenger RNA. RefSeq names its product testis expressed 35 (gene Tex35). The transcript has 8 exons. The record is from RefSeq and is a predicted model, not a curated record. Bases 1 to 630 code for a protein of 209 amino acids. NCBI's taxonomy places the organism in Eukaryota, Metazoa, Chordata, Mammalia, Rodentia, Muridae.
AUGUCAGCCAAGAAGGCCGAACUGAAGAAAACUAACCUGAAAAAGAACAAGGCCGUUUGCAUGGAACUGAAGCCAGAGCUGACACGAAUGUAUGAUUUCAAAGGAUUUAAACAAGAAGGGCUAUUCAUCAGAAAAGGGAUGACGCAGGGGCUAAAGAACGAACUCAGGGAGGUGAGAGAAGAACUUACAGAAAAAAUGGAAGAGAUAAAACAGAUAAAGGAUAUAAUGGACAAAGAUUUUGAUAAACUUCAUGAGUUUGUGGAAAUUAUGAAGGAGAUGCAGCAGCAUAUGGACGAAAAGAUGGAUGUUUUAAUUAAUAUUCAGAAGAACGACAAGCUUCCCUUUCAAAACCAACCAAAGGAGCAGCAGAAAUUCGGACUGAUAGGAAAGACGGACAAAGGCUCCCAGGUUGUGGUCAUGGAAGAUCCCGAUGGAGUACCAUUGGAUAGUGACAAGAUGGUGGUGCCACCAAAACCAAUUCCACUGGAAUCCCUCCAUUCAUGUCAGAGUUGCUGCCAGGAGACCUUCACACCAUGCCUGGGCGCCUUUAUCACACUUGUCGCCUGGAGCUGCUUUCUGAUUUAUCUGUUCUUCAAACUCGACGAGAUGGAGCAUGUGCUUCCAACCUAGCACAGCCGUGGAGCCCGCCGGCAGCACUGAUGCAUCAUCUCCUGACUCCCGUGUGCUGCACAGCGGAUAUCUGCCUCUUAUACACCCGCCAAC